Molecule: messenger RNA, 1130 nt
Organism: Tribolium madens (black flour beetle)
Lineage: Eukaryota; Metazoa; Arthropoda; Insecta; Coleoptera; Tenebrionidae
Product: transmembrane protein 222
Exons: 1
Coding region: 90-614 (174 amino acids)
Source: RefSeq, a predicted model, not a curated record
UUUAGACCGCAAAAAUUUGACAGAUAUAUUACAUUAUAAGGUUAGGUUACAAAGGGGGCUAAAAAUGAAAAAUUGCACCGUUUAAUAACAUGGCAAGCCCUGAACGCGGCGACAUGGCACAAUUUGGUGAAAUUGACAAAUCCCGGGACCGUUAUCCUUGCUGCAUAGUCUGGACUCCAAUCCCGUUUCUAACUUGGCUUUUCCCUAUCAUAGGGCAUAUGGGAAUAGCCCUUUCUUCGGGGGUUAUCCGGGAUUUUGCUGGGCCCUAUUACGUCUCCGAAGAUGACAUGGCUUUCGGCCGCCCUACUAAAUAUUGGCAGCUAAAACCAUCACUGGCACACGGAGGAAUUUCCGGCUGGGACCGCGCUGUUACUGAAGCUUCAGAAAUUUAUAAUGGACGCAUGCAUAAUUUAUGUUGCGACAAUUGUCACUCUCAUGUUGCCACUGCACUUAAUUUGAUGCAAUAUGAUGACUCAAAAAGUUGGAAUAUGGUGAAAUUGGCAUUUUUUAUGUUGCUAUAUUCAAAGUAUGUUAGUUUUGCUGGAUUUCUAAAGACAUGGUUGCCGUUUUUAAUUCUAAUUACUUUAAUUGUAUGUGCGUGCGUUCUUACAUAAAUACAAAAUAUGGCUUAAAUACUUAAUUGUGUAAGAAAAAUUUGUAAGGAAAGUGCUCCUGGUUGUUCCAUGAAGAGUUUUACCAUUUUACCAUGAACUAUGCUACAGACUGUUCUACAAUUGUUUAGUUGCAUUCCUGAUAAGAACAUUAAAAACUUUUUUAUGUCCACAAUUGAGCUAACUUUCUGCUGAUCCUCAUCUUCUAAAUCUGGAGUCAAUUCUAACUGUCCAACUACAAUUAUACAAAUUAUUGUUUUAUAAUAUUGGGUCUUUUUAAUUACUGGCAAAACUUUCAACACCUAAACCGGGAAAAUGAGAUGAUAACGUAACUAUAUUCGUUUUUAUUUCAAAUGUAAGUCUUCCAUCCUUUCUUGCUGAUACAAUUAAGCUAUGACUCAUACUCCUCAUUCUUUCAACAAUUGUUUUUAUAGUUUUUAAAUUAGGCAUUUCAAUUGAGACCUUUAAAAAUUAAAUUAUUUUUGUAUUUGUAACCUUCAAAUAAAAUACGUGAAAAUC